Messenger RNA from Arabidopsis arenosa, 1704 nucleotides. Lineage: Eukaryota; Viridiplantae; Streptophyta; Magnoliopsida; Brassicales; Brassicaceae. The record is from the annotation of a GenBank genome assembly.
AGAAUUUGAUCUCUCAUCAUCAUGCUGGUUUUGCUCUCUCUUUCUUCUUCUCAAGUGUUCGAAGAGGUACAAUUGUUGAAACCGACACAACAAAGACUCAGUUUUUAUUCAUACUCGAAGAAUCAGAAGAAGCGACGAUGAUUGAUUUAGAAAAUUCUGGAAUCGAUGAAGAAGAAGAAGUUAACGAGUCGCCGAAAUUGGUUUUUAAAUUCGCGUUUCAGACGGAAACUUUCGAGAGAUUAAGCAGAGAAGGGUAUAAUCAAUCAGUAACUGAUGAUUCCGGUGAGAGCGAGGGUGGAUUUUUGUGUUCUUCUUCUUCUUCUCCGGUGAUUUUUACGGCGGCGGCGAGAAAAUACGAGACACCGUCGGGGAAAAAUCUCACUUUUGUCCUCGAAAACCCAAAGGCGGCGACUUUUAGGGUUGAAGAUUGUUUGAAGGAGAAGCAAGAGAAAACAGAGGAUUUAGAGUACUCUGUUUCUCACGGCGAGGAUAAAGUAAAAACAGAGGAUUUAGGUUACUCUGUUUCCUCCGGUGAGAAGAAAGUAAAAACAGAGGAUUACUCUGUUUCUUCCAUCGAGAAGAAAAAAAUCAGAUUUUUAACAGAAGAAGAUUUUUUGGAAUCGGAUUCUGAUUUUGUUGAUUCAAGUCAGACAUUUACAAGCAACGACGAAGAUGGGUUUUUAUCAGAUUCGGAUUUCGCAGAGGAGAAAGGACAAAACCGUAAAAACGAAAAUUCUGGUUCUGGUUCUGGUUCUGAUUCAGAGGAAGAAGAAGAUACAAAUGGGUUUGAGAGUUUAUGGGAACAUCAAGAUUUGAUAGAACAACUUAAAAUGGAGAUGAAGAAAGUUAAAGCAAUUGGUGGGCUUUCGACAAUUCUUGAAGAAGAAGAAGAAGAAGAUGAUUGUCCUAAGAUCAUGGAAGAUUUAAAACCAUGGAAGAUUGAAGAAGAGAAGAAAUUUAAACAUGUUGAUACGAUUGGUGAAGUUCAUAAGUUCCAUAGAAGUUACAGAGAAAGAAUGCGAAAACUUGAUAUCUUGAGUUUUCAAAAGUCUUAUGCUCUUGAAGAUGGAAACAAGGACAAAAAGAAUGGAAGAAGAAGAGAUUACGAGGGAAAUGAUGACGGUGCGAUCAAAAGCGAUCAACUUGUGGAAAUAAUGGAGGAAACAAUUCGAUUAUUUUGGCGAUUUGUACGGUGUGAUAAACUUACUAGCUCGAUUCAUGAUCAGAAAUCGCGAACCAAAUCUCAGAUAGAACCGGAUCAUGAAGAAGACUCAGAAGAUCUAGAGAUGUUUGCCGAGGUUAAGUCACAACUUCAAAAUAAGGAGAAAAGGUUGAAAGAUGUGUUGAAGAGUGAGAGAUGUAUUAUAAGAAGAUUCCAAAAGCACAAGGAAGAAGAAUCAGCAGAAGAUCAAGUACUUCACUUCUUCUCACAAGUGGACAUGAAACUUGUGACAAGGGUCUUGAAUAUGUCUAAAUUGACUAGGGACCAUUUGGUUUGGUGUCACAAUAAGUUAACCAAGAUUAACUUUGUAAAUAGAAGGUUACGUUUAGAUCCUUCCUUUUGUCUAUUCCCUUGUUGAGAUUUUUGAUAUUGACUUGUACAUCUUAUGCUAUGCCUAACUAAAAGUACAUUGGAGUAAUAAUGAAAUAUAAAUUUUGGCCGUAUGUUACUGUAAAUAAAGCUCAUAAAGUCCAAUUUCUGGC